AUGAGCACAUCUGGAAAUAAGGAUUUCCGCGAUCAGCUGGGGAAGUUUCGCUUGGAUUCGAUUAAUACUUAUACCCCAACCUGGCCUCAACCACCUCCGGUUCAUGAGUCUAUAGAUGCCUCGAGCCAUGCUCGGAGCAAACGAGUAUCGACUGCCUGUGACUUUUGUCGCAAAAGGAAGAAGAAAUGCGACUUUCGAUACCCCAAUUGCUCAGCCUGCACCCGCGCCGGAGUCCGAUGCACCAUACCCCCGCCCGGUCCUCAAGUCGCUAGCGCCUCCGUUCCCCGAGAUCAGCUGGAGAAUUUGCAGAAACGUGUACGAUGGCUGGAGGAGGUUGUCCGUCGCAGGUCGGGAUUAUCGGUAGCGGAAUUGCCGACGGGGACACCAGUCGAUGGCGAGGGAGACCCGGAUUGGUGGUAUCAGGUCCCCGCUAUGGUUGCGACCGGGGGUAAUACCUCACUGCCGAGCCCUGCUGGUAGUGGCGGUUCUUCUGUGACGGCAGGACCCUCGGAGGCCUCGACUGGAGUAGGCACUGAACUCCCCAACAUCGGCGAGAUUUUUCGCGAUCAGCUGGAGAAUCGCCGACCGUCAGUGGCACGACCUUCCUCCGCGCCACGAGUCAUGCGCUUGUCGUCGCUGGAGGAAGCAGAACGGCUAGCCGUGCAAUAUUUCGAUAGUAUAGGAUACCAAUACCCGUUCCUGUCCCGUCCGGAGUUUAUGGGCCAUCUGCGCCAUAUCUAUACUGGUGGUGUUCCAUCACCGGAAAUCCAUCACUCUUAUCACAUUGUCAUUGCCAUUGCGCUUCUGAUUGGGUCUGCGGACCCGACCCAGGCCGCUGAAUUUUACCAUGCCAGCCAAGAGACGCUCCCCCUGGCAUUGCAAAAUGAAGACUUGCCGGCUGUGCGGGCACUUCUGGGAUUGGCCGUGUAUACCAUGUUUGCAACUUCUGGUCCUAGCAUCUGGCAUGUGUUGGGUGCGACAAUGAGGUUAUCGAUUAGUAUGGGUUUGCACAAAGCGCGGUCGUAUCCUAGCAUUGCUGAGGAGGAGAUGGCCAAACGCGCUUUUUGGAGUCUUUACAACCUGGAUCGCCUCAUCGCUAGUACCUUGGGUCGGCCAUUGGGAAUCGCCGACGACGAUAUUAGCGUGGGCCUUCUGCGAGAACUCAAUGAUGAUGAAACCGAAGCGCCUGGCGCUAGCGCGAUGACGAUUCCUUUGCAGGUGACACGUCUGCGGCGGAUAUUUUCGCGCAUUUAUCAAUACUUAUAUAGCAGCCUGCCACGACUGCCACCCCAAGAAGCUGCCGCCACGCUUAGUCGAUUCCGCCAUGAGGUUGAUGACUGGCGCAUGACGGCUCCAGUAUAUCCAUCGGCACUUCUCUAUUCUACCUCUUAUUACGAUUAUCUUUAUUACACAACACUUCUCUUGAUGUACCGCCCCAGCCCGCGCAAUCCGACGCCCGACAUAACUAGUAUCAUCAGCUGUGGUGAAUCUAGUAUCCAAGUAAUUCGAUCCUAUUGGGAUAGCUACUCAGUCGGCAAGCUGAAAUGGAUUUGGUUAACGCUCAGUCAACUUUAUUUUGCAGGUAUCACUAUCCUGUGGUGCCUUGAGCAGAACGCACGCUCAUUACGGGAGUUUCAACCUGCCCCUUGGAACCCCGAAGAACAGACGAUGCGACGUGGUAUUCAGGCCGUUGUCGUACUCUUGGAAGAAUUUGGCAAGCGUCGGCCUGGGGUGGACCGGUUGGCAGAGACAUUCCGGCACCAGAGCACAGUGAUCUUUAGCCAAAUGGCCUAUCAGCAACAGCAAUUAGAGCAGCAACAUCAUCACCCACAACACCAACCGCAACAACCACCGCCUCCACCACCUCCACCUGCACUUCUCCCACCUCAUCCAAUGUCUUUGGCCGCACCCCCUCCACCUCCAGUCCCACUCGCUCCAGUUCUCGACGAUGUGUUACUUGUGGAUGGGAGUGGGAGUGUCCCGAUGAUCGAUCCACAGAUGGCGGAACAACUCUUCUACUCCUACAAUUGGUUCCAAGAGGAGAUGGCAUCAUACUAUACCCUUUGA
Molecule: messenger RNA, 2067 nt
Organism: Penicillium concentricum
Lineage: Eukaryota; Fungi; Ascomycota; Eurotiomycetes; Eurotiales; Aspergillaceae
Product: putative C6 transcription factor
Exons: 2
Coding region: 1-2067 (688 amino acids)
Biological process (GO): positive regulation of transcription by RNA polymerase II; DNA-templated transcription
Molecular function (GO): DNA-binding transcription factor activity, RNA polymerase II-specific; sequence-specific DNA binding; zinc ion binding
Source: RefSeq, a predicted model, not a curated record